Ilex paraguariensis (yerba mate) is the source of this 336-nucleotide messenger RNA. The record is from the annotation of a GenBank genome assembly. Lineage: Eukaryota; Viridiplantae; Streptophyta; Magnoliopsida; Aquifoliales; Aquifoliaceae.
AUGCAGAGGAGUAUGAGUUUUUCUCUACAAGCAGGAGAUGCUAAUUCAAAGUUUGAUGAUGAUGGUCGUCAAAAAAGAACUGGAACGUUGAUAACGGCAAGUGCUCACAUAAUAACAGCAGUUAUUGGGUCUGGAGUGUUAUCUUUGGCAUGGGCGAUUGCUCAGUUGGGGUGGAUUGCUGGGCCUGUGGCUCUCAUUGUUUUCUCUCUCAUCACUUGCUUCACUUCUGUGCUGCUUGCUGACUGUUACAGGUCUCCUGAUCCUGUUACCGGCAUCAGAAACUACAGUUACAUGGACGUUGUCAAAGCCAAUCUAGGUAAUUUAUCAUGCAAAUAA